Molecule: messenger RNA, 1581 nt
Organism: Bipolaris oryzae ATCC 44560
Lineage: Eukaryota; Fungi; Ascomycota; Dothideomycetes; Pleosporales; Pleosporaceae
Exons: 1
Coding region: 1-1581 (526 amino acids)
Source: RefSeq, a predicted model, not a curated record
AUGUUCAUGAGUAGGAUGACGGACACGUUGGCUUUUAAAGACCCCAGCACGGUUGGUCUUCCCGAGGUGGGUGCUCCAGAAUGGGAGUGUUUGAGCAAGUUCCUAAGCAGGCCAUGGUUCAGUCGCGUCUGGAUCAUCCAGGAAGCAUCAGGUGUAGACUAUACGCUACUAAUGGUAGGAAAGGAUGCAAGACUCGGCUGGGGCCAACUUUCACAAGCAGUAAAUUGGUUCAUAGCUCACGCUUACCCAGACAACAUAGAUGGCCUCGACACAUUGCGUAAUAUCUCCAUGAUUGAUACAUGCCGCAGGUUGAAAGCAAUGCCAUUGAUGCGCAGACUGGAUCAGAUAUCUAGAUUCAAUUCUACUAUCCCACACGACAAAGUCUAUGCGGUAUUGGGGUUAUCUAUUGAAUCUCUAACGCCUGAGAGAUACCCGCGAUUACGAAUCGACUACGCUCGAGACUGGCAGGCUGUAUUCCGCGACGUUGCAAGACACUGCAUCGAAAUGCCCGGCUCCUGGGGACCCAAGUCGACACUACAUAUCUUAAGUUACGUACGCCAUGAGCGUAAUGACGAUGGAGAUUUUUCCUGGGACAAGACACAAUCCUCCUGGGUGCCGAAGUGGGAUAAAGUCCACAGCAACUGUGCUAUCGUACAGCGCAUGUACCACUUUGCUUUCCGAACAACAUACGGUACCGAACCAUAUAUCGUAGAAUCACAAGAUGACCGCAUACUUUCCUUGAAAGGCAUAGUCGUCGAUAGGAUUUCAAAGGUAUACACCCAUCUGAUCGACAUCCGUGAUGAUCAUGAUCCGAUGUUUUCCUUGAACGUUUUCCGCGCUGUCGUAAAAACGUGGAAGGCUGUCCUUCGUGAUCCUCCAUGGCGGUUUCUUGGCAGCAAUCAGUAUCCGCUUCUGGGGGAAGCAUUCGCGAGAGUUAUUACGGAGGGUUCUAUUUGCAGGCCGCCCGGAGCAGGGUCGGCCGGGCAGCAUUUUGCUGCGUAUUGGGAGGUGGGCCUUCGAUACGCAAAAGAAAACGAGCCGGGCACACUUCCGAGGUUCAGCAAUUUAUUUGCUCCUCUGAACACAGCGGUUGAGAAGUGGCCUUUUGAGGAAGGUAUUUCGAGCGAAGAAGCAUUGGAAAAACAGUAUUCAAUGGCGCUGAGUUUCAAUUUCGAUGUCGAGAUUGACAAAGCCAUUUUUGUCACUGAAACAGGGUACAUUGGCUGUGGACCGCCAAUUACACGAGUUGGAGACAAAGUAUGCGUACUGUAUGGUGGAAAAACCCCUUUCGUUGUACAGAAAGUUACGAAAGGAGAUGACUGCCCUGCGUGGCUGGACCUGGAUCCGGGCCCUCCCGCUAGCUUAGUCAGAAAAUUCAAAGGUCCUUUGAGGAGUUGGAGCCCGUUUCGAAAGAAGACGCCAAAACCGUGUAAACUAGUACCUACGGAAAGUCCUGCUCUUGCCCUAGCCGAUUACCACCGUCUCGUUGGUGAGUGCUAUGUUGAGAGGCUUCAAAAGGGAGAAGCACUAGACCUACGCGACAAGGGCGAUCUUCAAGAGAGUGUGUUUAAUCUGGUUUAA